UAUUUAAUAAAAGUAUGUUUGGUGAGUGUUUUUAGAAGACGUUAUUGGACGAGUUGCAAGAGUUUAGGUCUGAAAACGGGAAGAAAAGAUUAAUACUUUGGUCGGAACAGAUGACCGGGAAGCUAAAUCCUAGUUUUAGCCGCUUUAGUGCUGCGUGCUUGAUUUCAGAUGCUGCUCUUUGUGCUCCUCGUCUCUCUUUAUACCCGGUGUCCCAAAAUGCUUCUCGGACUUAACCUAGUUCGGCUGGGCCGAAGAUGGUUUGGGCGAGAUGCUAUGGCCGAGGUGUCUUCUUUUUCCUGAGUUGGACCGGGAAUCAAUAUCUAUUGGACCUUGACAGGGGAGUCUAACUCUCCUCCAACAUCAUCUGCUAAGAAAUACCGUCUGAUUCAUCUCAAGUACAGCAAUUCUCCUUAUGGAAGCAGUGUCUUGUACAGUCUACCUGAAUCAAACACUCACUGGCACCAUUCUGCAAUAAAACCCAAGCCUGGUGAAAUUCAAACUUUGUCAUGGCUACUUCUGGUAUGGGACUUUUCGUGUUUGAUACUGUUAAAGAAGAGACCUUGCAACAGCAAAAAAAAUCUGGUAUGGCCAAUUAACCUUAUGCUGUGUUAAAGACGAAAAUCUACAAAACUACGGCUCUUCUGAAUUCUCUUAUUGUUUGCUUUCUUCUUACUGGACUUGAGUUUCUACAUAAAUGUCACAGGUUUCUGGUUAGUCAGAUGAUUUGUAGGUUAAUAAGAUCCGAUGAAGUCAAAGAUAUGACCAGGAUGGCCUAGUGAGUAGUGAGAGAGAUGCAUCAAAAAGCAAGUAGGCAAGUCGCACCAUAAUCUCAUAAUUAGGUAGAUCAAUUAUAUUGGAGUGUACAAUAAUAACAAAAUCUUCAAAUAGACAUGAACGACAAUGACGCAUGUUUUAUGAAUAGACAGACAAUAGUUCUGGUAAGCAUAUGUCAUCCAACCUAACCUGUCUGUAAGAACAAAACAGGCAAUCAGAUAACUACAUGACAACUUGUGGACUAACACAAGAAAUAUGAGAGAUGCAAUUUCUUCAGGCACAGAGAAAAAAUAUUCCUGAUUUAGGUGUUAGUUUAUUUGUUUUGAUAUCCCAUAAGUGAAUCUCCACCUAACCCUUAAAUAUAUUUGUUUUUGUUUAAAUGAAGGCAACUAAAACAUGAUUAAUUUCUUGUAAUCAAAUCUGGAUCUCCUCCUAGUCUUCUUGUUCCUCAGCUUUUUCCUAGCUAUCUUCUUCUACCUCUUUUUUGCGUUUUGACAAUAAUCUUCGGGCCAUGUCUGAUUAUGCCAAAGACGCAUGGCGGAAGUAUCUGAUUCAGCUCCAAGCUCACCCUUUACGAACCAAGGCGAUCACAGCUGGAGUUUUGGCAGGUUGCAGUGAUGCCAUAGCUCAGAAGAUCGCUGGAGUUAAAAAGAUUCAGUUCCGUAGAUUGCUUCUCCUUAUGUUGUAUGGGUUAUGUUAUGGUGGGCCAUUUGCUCACUACUUCCACAAAUUGAUGGAUGCUCUUUUCAAAGGCAAGAAGGACAACACAACUGUAGCCAAAAAGGUUUUGCUGGAACAACUUACAUCCUCUCCUUGGAACAACUUUCUUUUCAUGUCUUACUAUGGUUUAGUAGUUGAAGGGAGGCCAUGGAAGCUAGUGAAGCAUAAAGUUGGGAAAGACUUCUCUACCAUACAGUUUACAGCCUGGAAGUUCUGGCCUAUUGUGGGAUGGAUUAAUUAUCAGUAUGUACCUCUGCAAUUCCGCGUCUUGUUCGGGAGCUUCAUCGCCUCCUGCUGGAGCAUUUUCUUGAACCUGAAAGCGCGAUCUGCAGUGAUCAAGAACGCAUAGAAACCUUAAUCUGGAAGAACACAAGCAUAAUCUUCUACACCCAUUUUACCAGAACCUUUGGUCCAUGGAUAUCGCUCUAAGAAGCAAUUUUACCAAUGCAUUUCAAGGAUGUUGCCCUCAUCACAGAAUGGUGCGCAGCAAUGCAAUACAGAUCAAGGCUCUAGAGGAAAACUACAGAUGUGACAUCACUGGUCUUCCUCCUGGAAAGAAAGCUAUUAGUAGAAAACUUAAAUUCAAUUCUGAUGGAAUACUUGGGCGCCACAAAACUCGUUUAGUUGUUCGUUGAAAUCACCGGAAAGAAGGUACAUAUCUCAGUGAAACAUUAGCUUCAGUUGCUAAAAGAUCACCAAUGUGCAUACCACUA
Molecule: messenger RNA, 2207 nt
Organism: Brassica oleracea var. oleracea
Lineage: Eukaryota; Viridiplantae; Streptophyta; Magnoliopsida; Brassicales; Brassicaceae
Product: peroxisomal membrane protein PMP22
Exons: 8
Coding region: 1286-1843 (185 amino acids)
Cellular component (GO): cytoplasm; membrane
Source: RefSeq, a predicted model, not a curated record